AUGGGGCUCUAUUUUAUGUCCACGAAAAAAACACCUGGCCCUGAUCAAAAGCGUCUGCCUGCCUGCCCCUCUCUCCCCCUCUCCCCCUCUCUCCCACUCUCUCUCCCUCUCUCCCCCUCUCUCUCCCUCUCUCCCCCUCUCUCCCCCUCUCUGCCCCUCUCUCCCCCACUCUCCCCCUCUCUCCCCCUCUCUGCCCCUCUCUCCCGCACUCUCCCCCCCUCUGCCCCUCUCUGCCCCUCUCUGCGCCUCUCUGCCACUCAGUGUCCCUCUUUGCCCUUCUCUGCCCCUCUCUGCCCCGCUCUGCUCUGCCCAUGUCUACCCCUCGUUACCCCACUCUACCCCACUCUACCCCUCUCCGUCUCUCCCUCACCAGACCCAUGA
Molecule: messenger RNA, 381 nt
Organism: Closterium sp. Naga37s-1
Lineage: Eukaryota; Viridiplantae; Streptophyta; Zygnematophyceae; Desmidiales; Closteriaceae
Source: the annotation of a GenBank genome assembly